CCGUCCUAGCUCAACCACAGAUGGUGCGGUCCAUCCAAGAACUAACCAAUAGCAUCAAGCGUUAUUAUCACACAGCGAGAAAAAACCUGACAGUCGCCAUGAUGCUUGUUUGCUCCUUGUGAUAUAGCAGCGGAAACGAGAAAAGUAGAAACAAAAGAGAGCACGCAUUCGUCCUCGCGAUACAGAUUGGUAUGCUUUUGCAGUGUUACAGCAGGAAUGCCCAAGGAAAAAUAUGAACCGCCAGACCCCAGGCGGAUGUACACCAUCAUGUCAACUGAGGAGGCAGCCAAUGGAAAGAAGUCUUACUGGGCUGAGCUGGAAAUCACAGGUAAUGUCAGGAGCCUGAGCCCAUCUCUGUGGACUCUGACCCACCUCACUGCCCUACAUAUCGCUGACAACUGUCUGUCACGUAUCCCGCCCGACAUUGCCAAACUACACAACCUGUUGUACCUGGAUCUGUCGUCCAAUAAGAUCAGGAGCCUGCCGGCAGAGCUCGGCAACAUGGUGUCUCUCAGGGAGCUGCUUUUAAAUAACAACCAGUUACGGGUUCUGCCAUUCGAAUUGGGAAAACUGUUUCAGUUACAAACACUGGGGUUGAAAGGAAACCCACUUGCACAAGAAAUCACGAGCCUGUACCAGGAGCAUGAUGGCACGAGGAAACUGCUCAACUACCUGCUGGACAAUCUGGCAGGUUCAAUCAAACGCACCCCCGCGGAGCAGCCCCCGUCCCGGUCGUGGAUCGCACUCCAGGAGCCGGACCAGACGAGGCCUUCUGCAUUGUUCUCAGUGAUGUGCUACAACGUGCUGUGUGAUAAGUACGCCACGCGCCAGCUCUACGGCUACUGCCCCUCCUGGGCCCUCAACUGGGAGUACAGGAAGAAGUCCAUCAUGCAGGAGAUCAUGAACUGCAGCGCUGACAUCAUCAGCCUACAGGAAGUGGAGACUGAGCAGUACUACCAGUAUUUCCUGCCAGAGCUGAAGGAGCAGGGCUAUGAGGGCUUCUUCAGCCCCAAGUCUCGAGCCAGAACCAUGCAUGAGUCAGACCGCAAACAUGUGGACGGGUGUGCAGUUUUCUACAGGACAGAAAAGUUCGGUGUGGUGCAGAAACACACAGUGGAGUUUAACCAGCUUGCCAUGGCUAACUCUGAGGGCUCUGAGGCCAUGCUCAACAGGGUCAUGACCAAGGACAACAUCGGAGUGGCCGUACUGCUGGAGGUCCGAAAGGAAAUGAUGGAGGAAUCCUCGGGGAAGUCUCUGCAUGGCAUGGAGAAACAGCUCCUCCUGGUGGCUAAUGCUCACAUGCACUGGGACCCAGAGUACUCCGACGUCAAGCUGGUCCAGACCAUGAUGUUCCUGUCUGAGGUGAAGAACAUUGUGGACAAGGCCACGCGCAGCCUCAAACUAUCCUCUGUCUCUGGGGAGACCAACGGCAUCCCUUUGGUGCUCUGUGCUGACCUGAACUCUCUACCAGACUCUGGCGUGGUGGAGUACCUGAGUCAGGGUGGAGUGGACUGCACCCACAAGGACUUCAAGGAGCUUCGCUACCUGGACAGCCUCACCAACUUCAAUUGCAAUGGCAAGAACGGCAACUCCACAUCCAACUCCAGGAUCACCCACGGCUUCAAGCUGAAGAGCGCCUACGAGGACAGCCUGAUGCCUUACACCAACUACACCUUUGACUUCAAGGGUGUGAUUGACUACAUCUUCUACUCCAAGCCUCAGAUCAACGUGCUGGGCAUCCUGGGUCCCCUGGACUCCAACUGGCUCCAUGAGAACAAUAUCAGCGGCUGCCCGCACCCCCACAUCCCCUCUGACCACUUUUCCCUGUUCGCCCAGCUGGAGCUGCUGCUGCCCAGCACUCUGCCCCAGGUCCAGGCCAACAACCAGGUCAACGGCAUCCACCUGCCUGGCGGACGCAGGUAGUGGUGAGACAAACCCACUCCACACGGGGCGCUGUAUGCUACAGCAGUAUGCUACAGCAGUGUGCAACCUCUAGCCCUCCAGCGCUUCUCUCGUUUUCACUCCGAGGAAGGAAGACAAGAGGGAAUACACAACCAACCUGUAAAAUAGGAAUCAGGCGUACAGUGAGGUCUGGCCGACAGGGAUUUCUGUUAUAUAUUUUUUCCAUUUGUUUUCAUUUUGAAAAUGUCAAUUCUGUCUGUGUAUAUUAUCUUGUGUUUUGGAUUCCUACCCCCCCAACCCUUCACCCGGUCAUCUUACCCAUAAUGCUUUUUGGAACUCUUUAACAGAUAGAAAGGAUGGUAGCUUCGAAUAUCACAAUAUCCCUUCUGGCCCCGUAUAGAUAUUUAUGUCUUUAGCAAUAUCACCUGACUCUUGUUGUCUUUGACAUGACCUGUGCAGUCUUGAACAAUGGCACAAGAAAUACCUUGUAUCACUCGAGCUUUGGACACCCUUCACAAGGCAAGAAGGCAAAAGG
Messenger RNA from Coregonus clupeaformis (lake whitefish), 2437 nucleotides. Its product is annotated as CCR4-NOT transcription complex subunit 6. NCBI's taxonomy places the organism in Eukaryota, Metazoa, Chordata, Actinopteri, Salmoniformes, Salmonidae. Gene Ontology annotation, biological process: nuclear-transcribed mRNA poly(A) tail shortening. The transcript has 12 exons. Bases 217 to 1923 code for a protein of 568 amino acids. The record is from RefSeq and is a predicted model, not a curated record. Gene Ontology annotation, molecular function: poly(A)-specific ribonuclease activity; protein binding. Gene Ontology annotation, cellular component: CCR4-NOT complex; cytoplasm; nucleus.